Messenger RNA from Chrysoperla carnea, 2944 nucleotides. RefSeq names its product cullin-1 (gene Cul1). Gene Ontology annotation, biological process: protein ubiquitination; SCF-dependent proteasomal ubiquitin-dependent protein catabolic process. The record is from RefSeq and is a predicted model, not a curated record. Gene Ontology annotation, cellular component: SCF ubiquitin ligase complex. The transcript is spliced from 13 exons. Bases 105 to 2774 code for a protein of 889 amino acids. NCBI's taxonomy places the organism in Eukaryota, Metazoa, Arthropoda, Insecta, Neuroptera, Chrysopidae. Gene Ontology annotation, molecular function: ubiquitin protein ligase binding.
UGUAAAUAAAUUUUUUUAUUUGAAAUGUGACUGUUUUUUAAUUUAAAAAAUUUUUAAGGUUAAACAUUUUUUUUUUUAAUUCAAGUGAAAAUUCGUUAAGAAAAAUGCCUAAGAAAAAAGGCGGGCGAAAUUCAGUCGCACCAGCAUUAGAAAAACAAUUAAACUUGUCUGCCGAACGAUCCGAAGAUAUUGUACGUGUUACUCGUAGUCAAAGUGGUGUUAGCAGAAGAAAUAGUUCGUCAAACGUGUUUGAAGAAUAUAAUACAAAUCGACCAUCUUCAUCAGGAUCUCAAAAAUCAAAUAGUGCAAUUUCAAAAAAAUCAAAUAAAUAUAGAACAAUGUCAUCAGCGGGUGGGCAUAAAGGGCACCACCAUGGAGGAGGCAGUGGAGGUGGUGGCAACAUGAUGAAUAAUAUGAGUGGAUCUGGAGGUGCUGGAUUAAAACAAAUUGAUUUGGAUGAAAUUUGGGGUGAUUUAAAAGAUGGCAUUGAAACAGUUUAUAUUUUACAAUCAAUGUCAAAAUCUAGAUAUAUGCAAUUGUAUACUCACGUAUAUAAUUAUUGUACAUCGGUUCAUCAACAAGUUGUAAAUCGAUCGGUAUGUCAUAGCAAUAGUUCAAUAAGUAAUUCAUCAAAAACCGGAAGCAAAAAUAAAGCGCAAGUAACUGGCGGUGCUCAACUUGUUGGAUUAGAAUUAUACAAAAGACUAAGAGAUUUUAUAAGAAAUUAUUUAAUAGAUUUACUUAAAGACGGUAUCGAUUUAAUGGAUGAAACAGUUUUACAAUUUUAUACAAGACAAUGGGAAGGUUAUCAAUUUAGUAGCAAAGUAUUACAUGGUAUAUGUGCAUAUUUAAAUCGUCAUUGGGUACGAAGAGAGUGUGAAGAAGGACGUAAAGGGAUUUAUGAAGUAUAUCAAUUAGCUCUUGUUACAUGGCGUGAUAAUUUGUUUAAACAUUUAAAUAAGCAGGUUACAAAUGCCGUUUUAAAAUUAAUAGAACGUGAACGAUCUGGUGAACCAAUCAACACACGUCUAGUAUCAGGUGUAAUAAACUGUUACGUCGAAUUAGGUUUAAACGAAGAUGAUUCAGGACCAGGACCAGCCCGUGGACCAAAUCUAGUUGUGUAUAAAGAUUCAUUUGAGAAUGUAUUCUUAGAAGAUACAGAACGUUUUUAUACACGUGAAAGUACAGAAUUCUUACGACAGAAUCCAGUUACUGAAUAUAUGAAAAAAGCUGAACAACGUUUACUCGAAGAAUCAAAACGUGUUCAAGUUUAUUUACAUGAGACAACGCUAGAACGUUUAGCGAAAACAUGUGAACGUGUUUUAAUUGAAAAACAUUUAGAAAUGUUCCAUUCAGAAUUUCAACAUUUGUUGGACACAGAUAAACAUGAUGAUUUAGGACGAAUGUAUCAAUUGGCUGCACGGAUACCAGAUGGUCUUGGUGAAUUACGUACAUUAUUAGAAUCUCAUAUUGCUUAUCAAGGUUUAGCUGCUAUUGAUAAAUGUGGCGAUAGUGCUGCUAAUGAUCCAAAAAUCUAUGUGAACACAAUAUUGGAAGUUCAUAAAAAAUAUAAUGCAUUAGUAUUAACGGCAUUUAAUAACGAUAGUGGUUUUGUAGCGGCGUUGGAUAAAGCAUGUGGACGUUUUAUAAAUAAUAAUACUGUUACAAGAGUGGCGAAUUCGUCUAGUAAGAGUCCCGAAUUAUUAGCCAAAUAUUGUGAUUUAUUAUUGAAAAAAUCUAGUAAAAACCCUGAAGAAGCUGAAUUAGAAGAUACGUUAAAUCAAGUGAUGGUUGUUUUUAAAUAUAUCGAAGACAAAGAUGUCUUCCAGAAAUUCUAUAGUAAAAUGUUAGCGAAACGGCUAGUUCAACAUAUGUCGGCUAGUGAUGAUGCCGAAGCUUCAAUGAUCUCAAAAUUAAAACAAGCUUGUGGUUUUGAAUAUACAUCUAAAUUACAACGAAUGUUUCAGGAUAUUGGUGUAUCGAAGGAUCUCAAUGAACAAUUUAGAAAACAUUUAGUAAAUUCAAAUGAACUUUUAGAUAUAGAUUUUAGUAUUCAAGUUUUAUCAUCUGGUUCAUGGCCAUUCCAACAAUCAUUUGCAUUUUCUUUACCAUCAGAGUUGGAACGAAGUGUUCAUAGAUUUGGAACAUUUUAUUCAUCACAACACUCAGGUCGAAAAUUAAAUUGGCUUUAUAAUAUGAGUAAAGGCGAACUUUUAACAAAUUGUUUUAAAAACAGAUAUACAUUACAAGCGAGUACGUAUCAGAUGGCAGUUUUAUUACAAUUUAAUGUAUCAACUAGUUGGACAGUAGCACAAUUACAAGAAAAUACACAAAUCAAAGCAGAUUUUCUUUCACAAGUUUUACAAAUAUUACUUAAAGCAAAAUUAUUGACCACGCCACCGACUGCUAACGAUACAGACGAACAAGAAUUAGAAAAAAAUUCGGUGAUAUCACUUUAUACAUCUUAUAAAAAUAAAAAAUUACGAGUAAAUAUUAAUAUACCAAUGAAGACUGAAUUGAAAUUAGAACAAGAGACAACACAUAAACAUAUUGAAGAGGAUCGUAAGUUAUUAAUACAGGCCGCUAUUGUACGUAUUAUGAAAAUGAGAAAAAUGAUUAAACAUCAGCAACUUGUUGCUGAAGUACUCAAUCAAUUAUCACCACGUUUUAAACCACGUGUUCAUGUUAUUAAAAAAUGUAUAGACAUACUAAUCGAAAAAGAAUAUUUAGAACGAACAGAAGGACAAAAAGAUACAUAUAGUUAUUUGGCAUGAUUAAAAAUGUAAAGCGACGCUAAAUUGACCGUCCAUAAAAAUAUUUAAAUUAAAUAAAAACUAAAAAUAAUUUUUGUUUGUCUCGAUCGAUAAUUCAAUUCCCCCCCGAUUUACAUACAUACACCAAAAAACAUAAUUUUAUCUUUUCACUCAAAACACUUAAUUAAAUU